AUAAAAGUGCAGAAAGUGUUAAUAAAGCAGAAGACGGCGUAGGAAGCGAGGCAUUCCUUCACGGGGUGCUACACUUCGCCGCUGCUGCCUUUUUCCCUUCGUUGUCACUCUUCGUCAUUCAAAACCAGAACUCUUACAAAGUUCAGACUGUAGUGGCUUUGUUAACUAUUGUCGCUAAAAAUGAAGUCGAUCUACAGGACAGCGUUUCUGCUUGCAAGUAUCGCUGUAGCGCAUGCAAUUACAACAGAGGAUUUGUACCCGUUUCAAACUACUGAAGACCGCAUUAUACAGAGAGGGGACACAUUAUCGUCGAAAAAAGUUGACUUGAUUAUUCCUGCCAAGUUUUACGAUACGGAAUAUAGUUCUUUGUGGGUGAACACGGACGGAUUUAUCUCAUUUGAAACUGACUCAUCGGACGUCAGCAACGAUGACUUCCCAUUUAAAGAAGCAUUGCUCGCUCCUUACAUGGCGAACUUGGACACCACCCAUGUUGGAGCUGUGUAUUACCAAGAACACAUGAGCAGCGACAUUUUGUCCCGGGCCACUGCCGACGUCCGCAGAGCAUUCCCUGUGGCAGCUGCGACGUUCACUGCCGAAUCUGUUUUUGUUGUGACUUGGUACCAAGUUGAAGGACGGUCGCUGGAGGGCGAUGUUGCCACAUUCACAUUUCAAGCAAUAUUGGUGUCGAACGGCGUGGACACAUACGCUAUAUUUCUCUAUCCACAAAAGGGUAUGGCUGUAUUGCGUGAGGGCGCUCGACCAAAAUCAACUGUUUUUAAAGCAAGAGCUGGAUUCAAUCAGGGCAACGAUGAUCGAUAUUUGGAAAUGUAUCCAGUGGACAGUCUAAUCGAUUUCAGAAACACUUGGAACAACGGUGAAUGGAUUUUCCAAGUCGGGGGUGACGGGGUUCGUAGAUCACGUGACGUGGUUCCGCCUGAGUUGGUACGUAACGUUCGUCAAGCAGGCAGCAUUAUCAACGUACAGGAUAUUAACCUCGGAGGCGAAUCGCCAAACUAUGAAGACGUUUCCAUCUCCAACCCACAAACCCAUGAUUAUUGCGCAAGAGACCCCAACGCAUGUACAGCAGAAAACUCGGUUUGCGUGAACCACGAUAACGGGUAUUGCUGUAAAUGUCAAAGUACCACUUACGGAAACGGAAAAGUGUGUUUGGUGAAAGACGAACCAAUCCGUGUGAACGGUAACGUUACUGGUACAGUUGAUGUGAGGUCUUCUGAUGGACGAAUCAAUCGGGUGUCAGUUUCAAACGUGGAUUUCCACUCUUAUGUUAUAACCAACCAGGGCCGAGCUUAUACUGCUAUAAGCGACGUUUCCCCGAUGCUUGGCAGUGCCUUGCAACCUAUUUCAGCCAUUGGAGAUAUCAUUGGAUGGCUGUUCGCCGUUACAGACGAUUCGACAGUAAAUGGCUUCCAAUACACCGGUGGCAGCCUACAAAGAAGGGUAUCACUCACUUUUUCGAAUAGUGACUACAGAUUUGAUAUGCGACAGCGUUUCGUUGGUGUUACACAAAUGGACGGUGAGAACGUAGUGGUUGCGCACACCAACUUCGUUGGAUCACUUCCGCAAAUUGACGCUGAUGCCGAACUUACUAUGGCCGAUUACACUGAAACUUACGUUAAAGAAGCGCCAGGACGAAUUUCGAGCUCUGCUACAAGGUCUUACAAAGUGAACAAUGUUACACACACUUACGAUGUAUCUCAGACUAUUAUCUACAGUGAGUGCCAAUCUGCACUUUCAAAUGUGCCUGUAAACCUUCAACUUGAAGUGACGGGAAACUUCCUUGGUUACAACGCCAAUGAAGAAAUUGUUCGAUAUGCCAUGAAUAACCGUGUAACAUCAUCCGGAACUGGCGGUGGUGGUUCGCAGGCUGUACACCCGUGUGAUAACGGGAAUCAUGAUUGUCAUCCGAAUGCCCAGUGUGAGCCUCGUGGCGGUUUGGAGUUUUCUUGCCGGUGUGCGAGAGGUUUCGCCGGUGACGGUUACGUUUGUGACGAUUUCGACGAAUGCGUGUCACGCCCGUGUGCUUACGGCGCAUUGUGCUCUAACUCAAUCGGUUCUUAUUCCUGUGAAUGUCCUCCUGGACAGGCACUGAAUGAAGACGCAACAGAAUGUAUAAGUGUAGAAACGACAAGAGAUCCAUGUGAAACACCAGGUCUAUGUCUGGGUGGAAGGUGCAUGAGUCUUGGUGAUACAUACAGAUGUAUCUGCCCUGAUGGUUACUACUUUGGCCAAGAUGGUUGCAGAGAUUUGGACGAAUGUCGUGAAAAUCGUCACAACUGUGCGGUGAACGCUGAAUGUAUGAACAAUGAUGGAAGCUUUGCUUGUAUUUGCAACCCAGGGUAUAAUGGAGAUGGUGUUACUUGUCAAGAAAACAUAGUCAUACCACCAACUACACAUCGAACUGCCUGCCAAGCACAAUAUGAUGAGGUGGAGGAAUAUAUCCGAACACAUUCAAACUUACAAGAUGGACCAGAGCACCCAACAUGCAUGCCUGAUGGUACUUUUGCCCCACGACAGUGUAAUGGUUUCACGCAAGUCUGCUGGUGUGUUGAUCCUGAUAGUGGAGAUGCGAUUCCAGGGACCAUGACGCAACCUGAUCAAGGUUAUCUUCUUGAUUGCACAGUUCCAAUUGAGCAACCAGAAAGGCCACCAGAUGAUCUGACUUUGUGCCAAGCUGAUAGAUGGGAAGCUGAACAGAGCAAAUCAAGAGUUACAGCUACAGGGGAGACAGUGUUCUCUCCACUUUGUACGGCUGCUGGGGCUUACGAACCACUACAGUUCCACACUGAAGGAUAUUUCACUUGUGUAGAUUUUAAUGGAGUUGAGGUUUCCCGUCAUGAAAGCCAAGUUGACUGUUUGACUCAGUGCAAAUUGGAAGAGUAUUAUGCUGAAACUGACAAUCUGUUUGCUGGAACUUCCAAGUUUGUCCCACAAUGUGAUGAAAAUGGUGGAUUUAGCCCUGUACAGUGCGAUUCUGCUUCACGAACAUGUUACUGUGUUGGACAAAAUGGACAAGAAAUUCCAAACACAAAAAUAACAACAGAUAACCCAGAAUCAAUUACAGCUGACAGAUUAGAAUGCGACAGAUUCAAUCCAUCACGCGUUACAACAAAUGCUGCAGCUCAGCUUAUUUACGCUCAAGGCAUGGGAGUGAAUUCUAUUCUGCUGCCUGUGACUGCUGACAGUUCAUCCCGGACUCUUCAUUCAAGAUAUGGUAGAACCGCCAUUGGGGUGGCAGUGGACUGCGCAAACCAGAACUUUUAUUGGACAGACGCAGCUGGUAGAAGCAUAUUCAUGGCACCAAUCAGCGAUCCAAACUCUAAGCGCAGUUUUGCCCGUACUGGAAUCAGAAGUCCUGAAGGAAUCGCCGUCGAUUUCAUUUCUGGCAAUGUGUUUUGGACGGAUUCUGGAUUGGAUCGAAUUCAAGUUGCCAAAGCUGAUGGGUCUAACCGGGCUGUUCUGGUUUCAUCUGGUUUGGUCAACCCAAGGGGAAUUGCUGUUGAUCCAUUUGGAGGGAAAAUGUACUGGGCUGAUUGGAACCGUGCUGACCCUAAAAUCAUGGUAGCCAACAUGGAUGGUACGAAUGCUGAAGUAUUGAUACGUGAAGGAUUGAAACUGCCGAAUGACAUCACUAUUGAUCAAUUCUACAGAAAACUUUGCUUAAUCGACGCAGGAACUAAGAAAAUUGAAUGCAUGAACUUGGAUGGAACCCAACGUUCAGUUAUGUAUGAUAUUAGUCGUGAGUCUGGUGGAACACAAGAACCAUUUGGACUUGCUGUAGAUGGUUCCAUGCUCUACUACACAGAUAGAAGAGGUGAAAGAGUUUAUGCGAUAAACACAUUGAAUGGAGAAAGAUUCAGUGUGGUUGGACCAGUAGGAUCCCAUGGGAAUAUGUAUGGAAUAUCUGUUGUGCAUUCUCAAUGUGCUAGUGGAUACAACGCAUGCAGCAUAAACAACGGUGGGUGCGCACAUUUGUGUAUUCCAAUUCCAAACGGCAGAACGUGUAAAUGCCCCGCCAACGUGCCCGACUGCGUAGAGCAAUGAUCUGUUUAUGAAGAAAUCGGACUUUUUGAAAUACCAAUUUCAACUGUACAAAAUUGAAAGCACUUUCUUAUUCCUAUUUGCUUGAUCAGCAGCCGCUACUUUAGGAAUAUUUCGCUUUGUAGAUACGAAUAUUAAUACGGAAAGUUUGCUAAAACAUCCAAUGCUUUCUAUGUUUCUAACUACUCGUUAUUAAUCAAUGACGUUAUUCAAGUUUUCGCUUUGCGUCAUCACUCGUUUUGAUUCGUAAAAAAUAAUAAUAAAAUGUGCUUUAGACGCAACUCAUAGCGUUGACAGCGCAAUUCUAACAAUAAACUGAAUAAAAUGUGGU
Messenger RNA from Ciona intestinalis (vase tunicate), 4390 nucleotides. Lineage: Eukaryota; Metazoa; Chordata; Ascidiacea; Phlebobranchia; Cionidae. The record is from RefSeq and is a predicted model, not a curated record.